ACAAAAUCCCUUAAUUUUUCAUAAACUUCUCUUCGCAAUACAUUGUUUACCCCUUUUGUUCCCCUUCAACAAGCAUGGUCCUAGAUACCUGAAAGGUCUUUGUGGCAAGCCGGGUAAAAUAAAGAAGAGCGCCCCCUAGCCUAGCCCCCUUUUAAUUUUUGACGAUUAUGAUGCUGAUGAUGACAUAUAGAACCACAUGGGCACUCUGUGACAUGGGUCAGUCGCUGUGAAGGAGUACAGGAGGUAUUGCUUUCAUGGCUGGAUCGGCCCUAGCUGUGUGGCCUAAGAAAUCAGCCAGUCAUUAUGGACCCAAAUUUGGAGCAAUAUAAACCACUUGCUAGGGAAAUUACUCGUAGACUAUUAGAAGCAUGGAGACUAAAGAGAGGAUACAAAUAUCGUUCUGAAAAAAGAGUAACACACCGAAAGCUUUACCUAGCAUUAAUGAAGGAGCUUAUGCAUACCAUUGGCCAUAGAAACCUUACUGAAGUUAUACAGGAAAAAGUUUCACACUUCAAUCAAAAUUAUCAGACAUCCCUUUCAAUGGAGGAAUUUGGUGAUUUGUUGUCUUCAAACUAUGUACCGCCACCGUUAGGAUCAGAUCCAUUUGCUGGUGAAGAUGGAAAUGAGGAUGACUUAUUUGAGAUGGGUAGAGAUGAAGUUAUGGACAGUGUUGAGGGUGACAAACCUCCAGAUGUCAAAGAUGAUGCCACCCAUACAGAGGUCACAUGGCUUCACAGGCUACAUGGGUACACAAGCAAUGAUGAAGAGUCCAUUGGUUCCCCUAAGGAUGUUAUUUCUCAAGAUCAGCUUAGUCAGUUGAAGGCUAUAAGUGCAGAAGAGUCUGCGCUAAAGAUUGAACGAGCUGUAUCAUCAGAAGAAGUAACAGUCAUGGAUACAUCUGACACAGAAAUAAUAAAAUCUGACAUAAGGAGUAUGUUUUCUGAAAAUGAAAAACUCAGAGCAGAGUUAGAGCCAAUGUUAGUGUACAGAGAUGACCCAGACAUGCAUGACAGAAUAAUUGCUGCAGAGCUAAGGGGAAAGAAAUUCAAAGUAUCAAAUGAUGGCAGAUGUCCAAAAUGUUCCUGCAAAAAGAAUGUUUUUGUCAUUUUGGACUUCCUGUUUCCUAUGGGUGAUAUGCCUGAUAUAUGCAACUACCUCAUUGCCAAGGGUCAAGCUGUUCUUUGGUCAAGUCAAGACGACAGCCAUUGUAAGGAUCCACCAACACUUCUGUGCCGUGGUAAAUGCCCUGCAGAUCCAGCGUUAUGUGGUUUCAAUUUGAACUGGAACCGAACCGAUUUAGAAAGCAUAUUUUUCUUUCCGGAUGAUGAAGAGGACAGCAAGCCUGCUGCAAAGGAGAGUGCUGAGCAGAGCAAGGUAUGUUCAAAAGACAGUGAAAUUGAUUGUCAAGUUAAUACACAAGAAGAGUCAGAAACGUUAAGUCAAGAAACGGGGGUCGCAGCACAGCCAGACGGAGAAGACAUUGAUGAUACUUUGAAGUUUGACGAGGGUCAAGUAGAUAUGGUUCAUUACAAGAGGGAUGUUUCCUGGGUUGUUCUUGACGAAUUUACGGAGCCAAAUGGAGAGGCUGAUGAAGAGGAAGACGUUUUGAUAAAAACAAUGCUGGCACUGUCAAAAGCCAAGGAAGAUUGGAAGCAAGGUGUUGCUAAAUUGUGGCCCGAAGAGUCAGAAGAUGAAGAUGGAGAUCAAAUAAAAGAGAACCAGGGUACUGACAAAGCAGAUAGCGCGCCUGAUAAAGCAAGCAAACAAGCGUUUGCAUUUUCUUGGAGCAGCUAUGGAAGCAACCCUUGGGCGCCUGUUGAUUUUGAUAAAAAGAAAAGCCAGAUUUCUGCGUCAAAAUUUCUGAUGAUCGCUACAGGUAAGGCUCACGUUCCUAAACUGCUAAGCAAGGAUGCUAGUGAAGACAAGAAUGUUGAGCAGGAGACUGAAACUGUAAGCAAUUCUGCAAGCCAAUCAGAAUCAAAGGCUGUUGAUGAUGUGUCUGUCACACCAAAAGAAACGCCCGCUGUCAGUGAAGCGUUGCCCCAAAGCAGUUCUAGUGGGGAAAGCGCAGUUGAGAAAACCGGUUCCAAGUCAGAAACGGAAAAGAAAACCUACACUGCAGAUGAUUACCCCGUUUCUAAGGAUGGCAGGUGUCCAUACUGCGAAUCUCAGGAAGUAGUAUAUAUUAUUAUAAAUGAAGGAGAAGAAGAUGGGAAAGAUGAGCUUCCCGACAUAUUACAGCAACUGCUUCAGUAUAAUUUUGCGUAUAAGAUGCCAAAAGACGAAAACGAGCCUCCUUCAUUUCAAUGCCUGAAAUGCACGUACGGUUUUAACCUUGACUGGAGAUCUACCGACCUUGAAAAGAUAUUCAGCAAAAAGCUACAGGGAGCAAAGAACACUGCUGUGACGGGGAAUGGCUCUAGUGACGUCAGUACGACCCAUAAUUAUCAACCUGAAAGUACCGGUGAUUAUCAGAACUAUGGGUAUCCAAUGCAUAGUGCAGCAGCAAUGAGUGCACCCUAUCAAAACUAUUACGCUGCUUCCAUGAUGAAUGCACCUUUCUAUGCUGGGAUGGGGUUUCCUCCAAUGCCCUUUGCCCCAGGAUACUACGCACCACAUCCGGGGUAUUUCCCCCCAAUGGGCUAUCACGGCUACAUGCCGUACCCGAUGGAGACCAUGCCCCAUAUGGCACCAGAAUCUUUCAGGCACAAUGUCCGCAGAGGAUCACCAUUUAGACUUAACAGAAAAGUAAAUACUUCGAUAAGAAAUCCAACAAUGCCGCAGAAGGCACAGCCAGCAAAAGAGGCUGCUGCAAAGGUUUCUGUUGAAAAAGAAAGUGUUGCCAAAGUUGAAAAAGAAAAGGAAGGCUCUAAACAAGAUUUAUCUGCAAAAACUGAAGAUGAUGCUGGUGAGAAUACAGAGAAAGUGGAAAGCACUGAAGCAGCUCAACACAGUGAGAUGGAGGAGGAUAAAACGGCUGCAGAUAAGACAGACCAAAAUGCGCCAAGUGAAAACAAGGCUAUUGAUAUCGAAAAUUCAAGUACUUCAGAGCCCACUACUAUUACAUUAAGCGAUUUAGAAACAAGUACAGUACUUCUAGACAAAUCUGAGAAACCCAAACAAGCUGUGGGCUCAGAUACCGUUACGAAGGAAGAUGAGGCCAAGUGCUUGCCUGAACUUUCUACAGAACCAUCGCCGCCGGGUGUCAAUGAAUCGACAACUAGUAAACCUGACGGUCACAUGGUGCUUCCCGGUGAAGAAGACAGCGAAACUGAGAAGUUAUCGUUAAACAUUACCAUUAAUAAGCAGGAGGUGGUUCAUACAGAUGAUACCUCUGCUGACCUUGUAAUCGCGCCAGAAAAAUCUUCUACAUUAGACGGUGGUGGAGGAACAACCACAGUUGUACCUAAGAGAGUCAAUGAAGAUGACGAACUUGAAACUGUUAAAACGAAGCUGCCAAAGUUGGAUGAUGACGCUGUUGGUGAUGUCACACCCAUCUCUGAAGAGAGCGAAAAAAUUGAAACUAAGGGUAAAAAAGGGACGAAAGGGAGAGGACGUGGGCGUGGUAGGGGUCGUAGUCGCGGUAGGGGUAAAAGCGCAAAGAGUAAAUAGAAGUAAAUCAGAAGUCUUGGUAGAAUCUGUAAGCGCCUUAAUUUAGCGCACUGAUAGAAAAAAUAGUGAUUAAUCGUACAUUUUUACAUUGUUGUACAUUGUUCAUUUUUUACGUUGUUUGUUAGUUCAGAAAACUAAAACAGAACAGUUAGUUGA
This is a messenger RNA of Rhopilema esculentum, 3768 nucleotides long. RefSeq lists its product as uncharacterized. The record is from RefSeq and is a predicted model, not a curated record. NCBI's taxonomy places the organism in Eukaryota, Metazoa, Cnidaria, Scyphozoa, Rhizostomeae, Rhizostomatidae.